UGCAUUACUGAUCUCUCUCACACACAGACCAUGCAGCGCAUGUUGAAGUAAAAGAAGAAGAAGAAGAAAAGCCAGCAUGUAUAGAAAGCAUAUAAAGCGCUUGGAGAGGAGAAGGUGUCAGUGUGUGGGAUCUCAGUGGUGGAGAUGCUGAGUUCGGGGAGGGUCGACUUUGAGCUGACAUUGAGAGUGACGGUCUGUGCUUCAUGUAAGAUCACUGGACGCGGAUACUAGACGCAGGAGCUGCUCGUGUCUGUUUCCCCGUCUGUCCUUCAGCACCACCGCACUUUUGGACAGCACCAGGCGCCCGGACCCGCUCACCUUUACCCUCUGGAUAACUCUUAUUCUCCCUUUCUUCUUAUUUUCCUCGUUUGACUUCAUGGAGACAUUUUGCACUGUUUUGGACAAGUGAAAUUGCAAGCGCUCGAAUUGGAGAGGAACCAGCGGAUACGCGCCGCCACAAACCAAACUGGCUGGAAACCUGUUCCGGUGUCACUGUCAAGCAUCAUCGGCGUUUUUUGGCUGUAGUCGUUGGUUUACCGAACCGCGAAGCUGCUGUCUACGUGGACCGGUGCUGAACUCUCCCGUCCGACCGCCAGGACCAAACCCCGAGACAUGGCCACGAACGGCACCAAAGCCUCCGAUGGACACGUUUUAACAGAGGUGAACGAAGCGCCCACCGCCAACGACAAACCAAAAACUCUGGUGGUCAAAGUUCAGAAGAAAAAGGAACUUCCUGACAGGGAAACAUGGCAGGGAAAAUUUGACUUUCUUCUGUCUUGUGUUGGCUACGCCAUUGGACUUGGCAAUGUCUGGAGAUUUCCUUAUCUAUGCGGAAAAAACGGAGGAGGGGCCUUCUUGAUUCCUUACUUUUUGACCCUUAUAUUUGCUGGGGUCCCGUUGUUUUUUCUGGAAACGGCCCUCGGCCAGUACACGUCCAUUGGUGGUCUCGGAGUGUGGAAACUUGCUCCUAUGUUCAAAGGUGUUGGCCUGGCUGCAGCAGUCCUGUCGUUCUGGCUUAACAUUUACUACAUUGUCAUCAUUGCAUGGGCGAUUUACUAUCUGUAUAACUCAUUCACCACAGAGCUCCCCUGGAAAUCUUGCGACAACCCUUGGAAUACGGACAAAUGCUUCUCCAACUACAGCAUGGCGAACAUCGGGAACAUGACCAGCGCCGUGGUGGAGUUCUGGGAACGUAACAUGCAUCAGCUGACGGACGGCCUGGAGAAGCCGGGCGAGAUCAGACUGCCUUUAGCUAUAACACUGGCCAUCGCUUGGGUCCUGGUCUAUUUUUGCAUCUGGAAGGGUGUAGGAUGGACUGGAAAGGUGGUUUAUUUCUCCGCCACAUACCCGUAUUUCAUGCUCUUUAUCCUGUUCAUCCGUGGAGUGACUCUGCCGGGGGCCAAAGAGGGCAUUUUAUUCUACGUGACGCCCGAGUUCAGCAAACUGAAGGAAUCAGAGGUGUGGCUGGACGCCGCCACGCAGAUCUUCUUCUCGUACGGUCUGGGUCUGGGCUCGCUCAUCGCCCUCGGGAGCUACAACCCCUUCAACAAUAACGUUUACAAAGACUCCAUCAUCGUCUGCUGCAUUAAUUCCUUCACCAGUAUGUUCGCCGGAUUCGUCAUUUUCUCCAUCGUUGGUUUCAUGGCGCACAUCACAAAACGACCCAUCGCAGACGUGGCGGCAUCAGGGCCGGGACUGGCGUUUCUGGCGUACCCUGAGGCCGUCACUCAGCUGCCGAUCUCUCCACUCUGGGCUGUGCUGUUCUUUUCCAUGCUGCUCAUGCUGGGCAUCGACAGUCAGUUCUGUACAGUGGAGGGCUUCAUUACAGCUCUGGUGGAUGAAUUUCCACGAGCUCUGCGAGGAAGAAGAGAAAUCUUCAUCGCUGUGGUCUGUCUGGUGUCGUAUUUGAUCGGCCUGUCCAACAUCACACAGGGCGGUCUGUAUGUGUUCAAGCUCUUCGACUAUUACUCUGCCAGCGGGAUGUGUCUGCUGUUCCUCGUCUUCUUCGAGUGCAUCUCCAUAUCCUGGUUCUACGGUGUCAAUAAAUUCUAUGGCAAUCUAGAGGAGAUGAUCGGAUACAAGCCGUGCAUUUGGUGGAAGCUGUGCUGGGUGGUGUUCACUCCACUGAUCGUGGCGGGAGUGUUUCUGUUCAGCGCCGUUCAGAUGGUCCCGCUCACCUUGAACAAUUACGUGUUCCCGAAAUGGGGGCAAGGCGUGGGCUGGUGCAUGGCACUGUCCUCCAUGGUCCUCAUUCCCGGAUACAUGGGCUACAUGUUCCUCACCCUCAAGGGCUCAUACAAAGAGCGCCUUCGGAUAAUGAUCCAGCCCACGGCGGCAGCAGUGCGGACUCAGGAGAACGGGCCCGAACAACAACCUGAAAACCCGACUCCAGCCAACGACGAGGCCUACAUUUAACCGUACUCCAGCAAGAGCCAAUAAAAGCGUAAUCACGGUUGAUCACAACCAAGGACUUCCAUGUCUAAAGUAUAUCCACCUACCUCCGAGGGAAAAACCAACCUGAUUACAGUUUGACUCGUUUUGGUACAUGGUCCAAAAAAAAUCCAACAGCAAAACAAAUCUAAGCUAAACCUGUGUUUCAUAUGCAAGAUAUUAGUAAAAGGGGUAAAAAAAAAAAAAAGAGAUUUGGCAUCCCAACGUAAUUCCAACAGCACAGUGUUAAUUUGAUAUUACAUGUAAUUAAUGUAUUAAAAUAUAAAAAUACAGUUGUAGGUUAGAAUCGAAUUGUAUCUGAUUGUAUCUGAAAAAUAUAUAAAUAUAUGAACAUACAUCUAUAUAUAUAUAUAUAUAUAUAUCUAUGAAAAGCAGGGAGUGCAUUUAAAAAAAGGGGCAAGAUUCAGACUAUACACUUUUGGAGAGCGUUUCAAUCCGUUCAGCCAAACCCUGAAGACAAGCACAAGACAACAAAUAUGGAUUUGGGUUUACAAACGCCCCGGGGGGCAGCCGCAGGGGCAAAUCGACGUCAAAAAAGACUGUUAUUUUUUCCUUUUUCUUUUUUCUAAGACAAAAAUAACUUUGUAUGUGUUUUUUAGGAUCAUUUUAGUACGUGUUUUCUAUGUAAGAGUAAGAAGGACCAAAUUCAUGUGUACGCUAUACUGACAGGUCUGAACGCUGUUUUACGUCGCACCGAAUCACCGCACAAAGUCAUAUUUUUGGGGCCGACGCACCCCGUGAGACCACUGUUAAUCUGCUCAGCACAUUUGCAUGCCACUCCUCAGGAAAAAUGGCGAAAGUGACCAAAAUUUGCUCUCCUGGAUCUGAAGCGAUUAUAGCUGUGAGCAGCAAACCAUCAGUUCUGUCGUCUGUUGCCAUGGUUUCAAGGGUCAUUUUGUCAGACAUCGUUGGCGAACCAGCACUCUGUGUGUGUGUGUGUCUGUGUGUGUCAGAAACAGACAGAGCCGUCGCUCCAACCAGAAAAACACACACAAACAAAACGUCACCCAAAAACGAUGUUGCGUUGUUUUUAAAAACACACACACACAGGGCAAUAAUAAGUACUUUGCGUGGAAUGAUGUUAAGGAAUAUGCGUGUGUGCAUGUGUGUGACGCAGAGAGAAGCGACUCUUUUAUUUUACCGCCGUUUUUUUUAAAGAGAAAAUAAAAGUCACUGACUGGUGAAAAGCACAAAGCUUUAAGUUCACAAAGCCACAAAGGGAAUCUGAAAAACCAACACUGCUAGUUUGCUUCUCCGGCAGCUAAACGUGUGACAGAGAUCUGGAUUAAUUAGUCGAUUUAUUCUGACGUCUGAUGAAAACGUGCAAUCAAUCAAGAGUUUUUCGUGAAAUUGUAUAAAUUUACCACUCAUCAGAUUUCUCUCUGAAACAAUGUUGUAAAACUGUACCGUGUAAAAGUACCUGUGAAUGUCCGUUUUGAGGUUUUUGUCUUGUUGAAGAACCUUAUAUUAUUUGCUGUUUACUGCAAUAAUGCAUCCAUCUCAGAAACUAAAGCACAUAUCUUUCUGAAGUGUAAAAAAACAAAAUAAAAAAAAGAAGAGUAAUAAUAACAAAUGAAUAACCACGACGGAAGAUCAUAAGAGAAUAGAUAAUAUGUCUAGUCAAACAAAAUAUUGUUUUGUAUAUUUCUAACUGUUUGGGCCUAAUGUAAAAUAUUCUAUGUAAAGAAAAAAUAUAUAUAUAAUACAUGUCUUUAGAUGGUGUUAUAAAAAAAGCAUGAUUGCAAUAUGUUAUAUGAUAAAAAAAAUAAAGUAUUAUAGAUUAUAACAUG
This is a messenger RNA of Danio aesculapii, 4241 nucleotides long. RefSeq names its product solute carrier family 6 member 1b (gene slc6a1b). The coding region runs from base 613 to 2415 and encodes 600 amino acids. Gene Ontology annotation, biological process: sodium ion transmembrane transport; neurotransmitter transport. Gene Ontology annotation, molecular function: gamma-aminobutyric acid:sodium:chloride symporter activity. Lineage: Eukaryota; Metazoa; Chordata; Actinopteri; Cypriniformes; Danionidae. The transcript has 15 exons. The record is from RefSeq and is a predicted model, not a curated record. Gene Ontology annotation, cellular component: cell surface; axon; plasma membrane.